CCCGAAUGAGAUGCUAGUUGCAAUUAAAAAAAUACGCGGGGAGUCUUUAAUAAAGUAAAAUCAAAGGAGAAGACAAUAACGGGUUGCCGAACCAGCAAAGUCAAAAGCGGUCAUUUUUAGUCUGGGCGGUCAUUUACUAAGCAGAUUUCUUUGCCAAAAAAAAAAAAGAAAUUAACCUAAACAAAAAUUACAAUUCCCCCUUUUCUUAGUUUUUCCCCAUUUGAAGCAAUCAAUUUUCAUUGUUAUCUGUUUUAUUGAAGGUUAAAUCUUUGAAAGAUGGAAUCAAAUGCACCGGAAUUUGAUUAUUUAUUCAAAUUGUUGAUGAUUGGUGAUUCCGGUGUCGGAAAGAGUAGUCUUUUAUUGAGUUUCACCUCUGAUACUUUUGAAGAUCUUUCUCCAACGAUUGGUGUUGAUUUUAAGGUCAAGUAUGUAAAUCUUGGGGGUAAAAUGCUGAAGCUUGCCAUUUGGGAUACAGCUGGUCAAGAAAGAUUCAGAACAUUAACAAGCUCAUAUUAUAGAGGAGCACAAGGAAUUAUCAUGGCGUACGAUGUAACGAGGAGGGACACAUUUACCAAUCUAAAGGACAUAUGGUCAAAGGAAAUUGAUCUCUAUUCGACUAAUCAAGAUUGUAUCAAGAUGCUUGUUGGAAAUAAAGUUGAUAAGGAGAGUGAAAGAGUUGUCACUAAGAAGGAAGGGAUAGACUUUGCUAGAGAGUACGGAUGCUUAUUUAUUGAAUGUAGUGCAAAAACUCGUGUAAACGUGCAGCAAUGCUUUGAGGAGCUUGUGUUGAAGAUCUUAGAGACACCUAGCCUAUUAGCUGAGGGCUCAGCCAGUGGAAAGAAAAACAUCUUCAAGCAAAAACCGCCUCCGGCUGACGCAUCUGCAAGUGGCUGUUGCUGAUCCUGCUGGUAUACAACCUCAAAGUUCUUUGCCUUUUUUCCUUCUGUGUGGCUCAGGGCUUUAUAGCUUUUUAAUGUAUAUUUUAUGUCUCGAUUAAUUGAAAGUCUUGAAUAAAGUCCAACUUGUUUGUAAUCUUUUCGGUUUUUGUUUCUCACCUCGAUACAAGUACACUACUAUCCCGUCUUGAUGUUUUUCCUAAUGACUUAAUAUGAAAUUUGGCUCUGAUACUAA
Amaranthus tricolor (Joseph's coat) is the source of this 1131-nucleotide messenger RNA. Its product is annotated as ras-related protein RABC1-like. The coding region runs from base 277 to 900 and encodes 207 amino acids. The transcript is spliced from 7 exons. The record is from RefSeq and is a predicted model, not a curated record. Gene Ontology annotation, molecular function: GTP binding; GTPase activity. NCBI's taxonomy places the organism in Eukaryota, Viridiplantae, Streptophyta, Magnoliopsida, Caryophyllales, Amaranthaceae.